Cucurbita maxima (winter squash) is the source of this 1290-nucleotide messenger RNA. RefSeq names its product mitochondrial arginine transporter BAC2-like. The record is from RefSeq and is a predicted model, not a curated record. Gene Ontology annotation, biological process: transmembrane transport. Bases 333 to 1262 code for a protein of 309 amino acids. NCBI's taxonomy places the organism in Eukaryota, Viridiplantae, Streptophyta, Magnoliopsida, Cucurbitales, Cucurbitaceae. The transcript is spliced from 2 exons. Gene Ontology annotation, molecular function: transmembrane transporter activity.
UUUUAUAAAAUAAAUUAAUUUAUUGGCAGAUUCCAAAUUUGCACGAGGAUAUAGAUAGACUGAUCGGUCAUUGUUGCCGUUAUUUCAACUUCUCCGGUGAAGAAAGAAGGAGAGAAGAAAAAAAAAAAAAAAACAGGGAACUAAGAUUUUUUUUUUUUUUUUUUUUUCUUCUUCUUCGCGGAUUUCCGGUAAAGGAUAACCACCAAACCUUCAUAUCAUAAUCAAUUUCUUCCGUGCAAGCAAAAUCCGAUUCGAAAUCUCGCCAAAAGUCUGACCCAUUUGGCUUAAUUUACUAAAGAGUUCAUAGCCGGCGGAAUUUCUCAGUUUCGAAAAUGGAUUUCUGGCCGGAAUUUCUCGCUAACAGUUGGGGGAAAGAGUUCAUAGCCGGCGGAAUCGGCGGCAUCGCCGGCAUCGUCUCCGGCUACCCACUCGACACCCUUCGCAUCCGACAGCAACACUCCACCUCUGGUUCCGCCAUUAGCGUCCUCCGUAACAUCAUGUCCAACGGCGGCCCAGCUGCCCUCUACAGAGGAAUGGGCGCUCCACUCGCUUCCGUCACUUUCCAGAACGCAAUUGUUUUCCAAACAAACGCGGUGCUCUGCCGAGCGUUCGAUCCGGCGGUAACGGACAACCGUCCACCGUCGUACAAGGCAGUAGCAUUAGGCGGAUUCGGCACCGGAGCAUUACAGAGCCUAAUUCUAACACCGGUGGAGCUCGUUAAGAUCCGCCUUCAAUUACAGGAUCUGGGUUCAUCGAGCCACUCAGAUCUGGGUUCAUCUCGGCCCGGGCCGAUGCAGGUUGCGAAGAACAUAUUCAAAACCGAAGGCUACAAAGGGCUUUACAGAGGCUUAACAAUCACAAUGCUAAGAGACGCUCCAUCCCAUUGUUUUUACUUCUGGACAUACGAAUUCAUGAGAGAAAAGCUUCAUCCCGGUUGCAGGGAGUCCGGGCAAGAGACAUUGAGAACGAUGCUCGUCGCCGGCGGUUUAGCCGGCGUGGCCAGUUGGGUGUGUUGUUACCCACUGGAUGUGGUUAAAACCAGACUCCAAGCUCAAUCGAAAAUGUCGUUUCAAAAGUACAGUGGAAUUGUGGACUGUUUCUAUAAGAGCGUGAAAGAAGAAGGGUACAGUGUGUUAUGGCGGGGAUUGGGAACCGCCAUUGCAAGAGCUUUUGUAGUGAAUGGAGCCAUUUUUUCUGCUUAUGAGCUGAGCUUGAGAUGUCUGUCCAACAAUGGAGGAUUUCAUGCUGAAAACACCAUUUAAGAGAAUUGGGGUUUUUUCCUGAUUUCCA